Messenger RNA from Morus notabilis, 570 nucleotides. Its product is annotated as G-type lectin S-receptor-like serine/threonine-protein kinase At1g61490. The coding region runs from base 1 to 435 and encodes 144 amino acids. The transcript is spliced from 4 exons. The record is from RefSeq and is a predicted model, not a curated record. Lineage: Eukaryota; Viridiplantae; Streptophyta; Magnoliopsida; Rosales; Moraceae.
AUGGCCAAAGAAGGAUCAAAGAUAGGAAUGCUUAAACUUCCAGAUUUCCACGAAUAUGUAAAGGAUCUCGAUUAUGCAGAUAGUUGGUGUUUGGUUUGGUCGCAAAGCCUUAUUGACAUUCAGGAGUUUUCCUUUGGCGGAGAAGAUCUUUUUAUUCGCCUUGCGCACCCAGAACAAGUUGGCGGACAAGCAUCUAAGACGAUAAUCAUCAGCGUUUCAUCUGUAUCUUCUAUUGCAACAUUAAGUCUCGUAAUCUUCAUCGAUUGGCAUAGGUGGAGAACUAGCCAAAAGAGAAAAUCCAAGACCGUGAUGGACUUUGAUUUUAUUCAAACAAGAUCAUAUCAAUCUAGGUCUCCGAAUAAAUUUUCAGAACAACAUGAUCCAUCCGAACUUUUAACAUUUGCGUUGGACAACAUUUUAGUUGCUACAAAUUAAUUCAGCGACAACAAACUUGGGCAAGGAGGAUUUGGUCCUGCCCACAAGGUUAUUGAAUUUAGUUUUUUUUUUUUUUUUUUGGUGAGUUGUAGAAAGCUAGUUUGUUAGUGUUGACGGUGAAAUCUUGUCAACGGA